Molecule: messenger RNA, 366 nt
Organism: Didymodactylos carnosus
Lineage: Eukaryota; Metazoa; Rotifera; Eurotatoria; Philodinida; Philodinidae
Source: the annotation of a GenBank genome assembly
AUGAUGUGGCAAGUCAUGGGAUUGUAUGGUAUAACAGGACAAAACAAGCAUAAAUGCCCUUAUUGUACAGCCUCAAAUAUGGCUGAAUUUGGAAAAUAUUCAGCGUUUGAUCCAAAGAGGGGUGCCAGAACGUUGAAUCAACAAUAUCAGGAAAUUGGAAAAUCGAAACCAGGCUUGGGAUAUCUCUUCUCAAUAGAAAAAUACACGGAAAUAAUUUCAUUAAUAUGUACAACAGAUACAAUUGCAGAACGUGCUCAACAUUUAAAGAACGUAAUGACUUUUUUGGAAGAACAUGCUAAGAAAACCAACCUCGAUGUCCUCUAUCGAACGGUAUAUGAACGAAGGGAAUCGGAGCGGGACACCUAG